Alternaria atra is the source of this 1581-nucleotide messenger RNA. RefSeq lists its product as uncharacterized. Gene Ontology annotation, cellular component: membrane. The record is from RefSeq and is a predicted model, not a curated record. Gene Ontology annotation, molecular function: transmembrane transporter activity. The coding region runs from base 1 to 1581 and encodes 526 amino acids. The transcript has 6 exons. Gene Ontology annotation, biological process: transmembrane transport. Lineage: Eukaryota; Fungi; Ascomycota; Dothideomycetes; Pleosporales; Pleosporaceae.
AUGAGCACACAGAAGAAUGUCGAUAGCAAAGAGAAUGAAACGUCGGCUCUGGCCAUGCAACUGACCAUGUCCGGGAAGCAUGAGCAAACACACGCCCCGAACCAGAAUCUCGAACAAAACUUCAAUGUCCUGUCACUCAUCUCAACGGCUACUUCUUUGAUUGCUACAUGGGAGGCACUUGGGGCUACGAUGGCCACCGGCCUCAUAUCCGGGGGCCCGGUAUCACUGGUCUUUGGAUACAUAUUGGCUAUUCUGGGCACCUUAGCCACGGCCUUGUCUUUGUCUGAAUUAGCAUCUAUGUACCCUUCAGCUGGAGGCCAAUACUACUUCGUCGUCCAGCUUGCUCCCAAGAAGUUUCGAGCAGCUUGGGGAUACGCCGCUGGAUGGAUAUCCGUAUUUGCCUGGCAAACCUUCACUGCGAGUGCCCCGUUCCUCGGCGCAACGAUGCUCCAAGGUAUUAUUGUACUCAACUAUCCGGAUUAUUCGUAUCAAAGGUGGCACGGGACUAUGCUUUACUGGGCAUUUAUUGGACUUGCAACGCUUGUUAAUGUAUUUGCUAUUAAAAGCUUGCCCUGGGUGUUGCACGCGACAUUCACCCUUCAUGUAGUACUCUGGCUCGUAUUGGUCGUUGUUAUUUGCGUUGUAUCGCCCACCAAAAAUACCGCUGAAUUCGUCUUCACUACAUAUAUCAACGAGUCGGGCUGGAGCAGCGAUGGUGUAGCCUUUAGCAUAGGCCUGUUGAGUAGCACGUACGUGCUUGCUGGAUACGACAGCGCGACCCAUCUCACUGAAGAAAUAAAAGACCCCGAGCGUAACGUCCCACGAGCUAUGCUAGCCUCCAUCAUCAUCAACGGCGCAAUAGGAUUCGGAUGGCUGCUUACCAUCCUAUUCUGCAUGGGCGACAUCACUGAAGCGAUGGAAACAGCAACUGGAUACCCCAUCAUAGAGAUCUUCUAUCAGAUAAGUCGCAACAAGGCAGCAGCGUCGGCCAUGACCUGCUCGCUCAUAGUCAUGGCAGCUCUGGCAACAGUACCUCUUGUCCUGACCGCAUCUCGAAUGCUAUGGUCUUUUGCUCAAGACGCCGGACUACCGUGGUCGAAGACACUUUCCAAGGUCAACGAGAAGCAUCACGUCCCUCUCCCAGCGAUAGCGGCUACCAGUACCUUCCUUGUAUUAAUUGGCCUGCUGAAUAUCGGUUCUACUACCGCCUUCAACGCCAUCGUUUCGUUGGGCACCGUCGCCUUGUACAUCUCGUAUCUGAUGCCGAUAGUGCUCAUCUUUUAUCGGCGAAUAGCUUGUCCAGGAUCACUACCAUACGGCCCUUUUAGGCUCGGGAGGCUUGGUAUUGGCAUCAACCUUGCUUCUAUCAUUUAUACGGUCUAUGUAUCCAUAUUUCUUCUUUUCCCGCCAUACCAACCUGUUACGGCCCAGAAUAUGAAUUACGCGCCGGUCGUGCUAGGAGGCGUCUUGGUACUGAGUGCUGUGUGGUGGUUCAUCGGAGGGAAGAGGGACUUUGUUGGUCCGGUCUUGGAUACGAUAGAGGGUCGACCUGCGUUGAGUGGUGCUCGAAGAGACGUGUGA